UCUCUUUACCCUCUUUUCCUUUCCACACUCAAAUCUGAUUACAACAAACACCAAACACCCAAUUUCUUUGUUGAUAAAUAAAUUACUUUCACAAACAAACUAAUGACACAUGACACCGUGCAGGCAUGUUUUUGUAUUCCUUCUCCAUAAAAUAUAUUAGAAUAAUAAAAAGAAAAUACAUUUAACAAACAAAAACAUAAUAACAAUAAUAGGAAAAAUUACGGUUCCCAUUUCCCAGUCGCAAUGUCCAGCGCAAGCCACCAUCACCUCCUUCGCCUGGCCCUUUCAUGUCGAAAAAUCACGGCUCAAGUGACGAGCCCUUCCUCCUCUUCGAUCGUAGCUAUGGCUUCCUCCACCGAGCAGGAGUUCUUGUCCCACUACCGCGCCAAGCUCAACCGAUUCCCUCGUUCACACAACUUCUGGGACGCUAAGAUCGCCUCCCGCGUUGGUGAGAAGCUAGCCUUUCGUCUUAAAGAAAUCGGCGUCACCGCCGUACAGAUCGACCUUCGCGAGGAACUUUCUCGCCCCGCCCACUACCGCCUCAUGAUUUCGCCCUUAUUCGAUUCAGUCCGCCGUGCUGGUGUCGCCGUUGAUGGAGCCGAGAAUAUUGGGGUCGGCGGCGCACAUAUUUGUUCUUCUAAUUCUCCGGGAUGUGGUCGCAGCAACUGUUGCCAACACCAACUCCGUCACUGUUUCCUCUUUAUAACCCCCAAAAUGCCCCCUUCUCUCAGCAUGUUCUUAAGGUCCAAAAGGAGGGAAGAGUGAGGGCAAUUUCGGCAGAUGAAAUUUGGCCGAAUGCGGCGCGGCGGAAGAGGGAACCAGAUUGGAGAGGAGGGUUCAGUUUAGGGGUAGACCUUGGAAUGUCUCGCACCGGAGUUGCUCUCAGCAAAGGUUUCUCCGUUCGUCCUCUCACUGUUUUGAAAUUGAGGGGAGAUAAACUUGAGAUGCAGCUUCUUGAGAUUGCACAAAAGCAGUGAUGGCAAGGAGACGCCACAGUCGAACAAAGUUCGGAGUGUUGCGGGGAGGCUUGCUGUUCGAGCUGCUUACAGGGGAUGGAGAGUGUACCUGCUGGAUGAGCAUGGGACUACACAAGAAGC
Molecule: messenger RNA, 1097 nt
Organism: Cannabis sativa
Lineage: Eukaryota; Viridiplantae; Streptophyta; Magnoliopsida; Rosales; Cannabaceae
Exons: 5
Coding region: 244-765 (173 amino acids)
Biological process (GO): translation
Cellular component (GO): ribosome
Molecular function (GO): 5S rRNA binding; structural constituent of ribosome
Source: RefSeq, a predicted model, not a curated record